Ochotona princeps (American pika) is the source of this 1947-nucleotide messenger RNA. RefSeq lists its product as uncharacterized. The record is from RefSeq and is a predicted model, not a curated record. The annotation marks the transcript as partial. The transcript has 11 exons. Gene Ontology annotation, biological process: complement activation. Lineage: Eukaryota; Metazoa; Chordata; Mammalia; Lagomorpha; Ochotonidae. Gene Ontology annotation, cellular component: membrane attack complex.
CCGGCCGCUCCUUCCGCGCCCGCGUCUCUAUGGUCCCGUCCGCCAGGCCCGACGCCUCGAGCCCCGGGCCAUCGAUGACGCGCGGCGCCCGGAGGCUGGGCCUCUCGGGGUCUGCGCAUGCGCACGCCUGGAAGCCUCCGCUCCGGCUCCCCCUAGCGGCCCGGAGGGCGACAGCCCGCGCCCUGGCACGAGGUUCGAGACCGACCUCGGCCCUGGAGCAAGUGACCCGGCUCGGUGCUCCAGGCCGUGAGGACAAGGCCAGCUCUUGACGACUCUCGGGCGUUCAGUGUGCCGGAAGUCAGCUGGGCCUUGGGUCAGAGCCAUGCUUGGAGGCCCUAGCGGGGAGUGCAGGUCCAGUCGGUGACCUUGGCCAGAGAGGGGGCGGGCUGGGGGCCAUUGGACUCCGACCCCGGACUGCUGCUGCAGCCCUGCGCCUCCCUUGGCCUCCCUGCAGCCACCAUGGUGCUCCCUGGGUCCGCCAUCUUCUGGGCCGUGCUGCUGGCAACUGGCACGCUGGGCCGCAGGGUUCAGAAGCCCGCGGGACCCACGUCCCUCAUCACCACGGUCCAGCCCAAGGCUGGCUUUGACUCUCAGCAGUUUGCAGGGACCUGGCUGCUGGCCGCUGUGGGCUCCGCCUGCCGCGCCCUGCAGGAGCAGGACCACCGGGUGGAGGCCACUGCACUGCACGUGGCCCCCCAGGGCACAGCCUUGGCGGUCAGCACCUUCCGCAAGCUGAAUGGGAUCUGUUGGCAGGUGCGCCAGCACUACGAGGACACGCAGGUCCUUGGCCGCUUCCUGCUGCGAGCCCGAGGACCCCGGGGUCCCGUGCACGUGGUCGUGGCUGACACGGACUACCAAAGCUUUGCGGUCCUCUACCAGGAGCGUGGGCGGACGCUGUCAGUGAAGCUGUAUGUGCGCUCCUUUCCUGUGAGCGACUCUGCCCUGGAUGAGUUUGAGAGGCGAGUGGCAGAGACCAACCUCACACAGGACAUCAUCUUCUUCCCCACCUAUGGCUUCUGCGAGGCGGCCGACCAGUUCCAUGUCCUGGACGCCCUCCCUGGGCCCAGCAUUCCUACCAGCCUGAUGCUGGAGGCCAGGCGGCAACCCCCCUGCGAGGGCCCCUCCGGGAGGCCCAUACACCCCAGCCAGCUGCUCCACCCCGUGGCAGCUGCCAGCAUGGGGCCUUGCUGGGCCCUGGCGCUGCUGCUGUCCCUGGCGCCCAUCCUGCGUGGCCAGUCCCCAGCCCCCCAGCCCACCCUGUCCCAGUGGCAGGGCUUCCAGGCGCAGCAGUUCCAGGGUGACUGGUUGGUCUUGGGCCUGGCGGGCAACACCCUGACAAAGAAAGACCGGGCCCUGCUCAAUCCCUUCCUCGUCACCUUCGAGCUCAACGAGAAAGGCCAGCUGGAGGUAUCGAAUGCCAUGACCCGGGGCAAGCGCUGUGACACCUGGAACUACGUGCUGAUGCCAGAGUCCCAGCCAGGGCACUUCCGGGUGGACGGCCUUACAGGGCCGGAGAGCGAGGUCGUCCAGGUGGUGGAAGGUGACUACGACAAGUUUGCCCUGGUGGUCUCCCAAAGACUCACUGGCACCCAGACCAUCCUGCGAAUCAGCCUGCUGGCAGUCAGGGUCUGGCAGCUGCCAUCGGAGGUGAAGAACAAAUUUUUUUGCCUGGCCCAAGGCCAGGGCCUCACACAGGACAACAUCGCCUUCCCAGAUCUGACCGGUAACUGUCCUCGGGAGCGGCCGGGGGAGGAGGGGCCUGGACCCCGAGGUGCUGCACAGCACGGGGUCACCCAUGAGUGGGGGCAGCUGCCCGACCGGGUCCUCCCUCCCCCUGCCCUACCUUUGGGGUGCCUGGGCUCCCCCCAGGGCCCGCGGGCCUGGCCAGUUGAUUGCAAGUCUCCAGUCCCACCUCUGCCUGUCACGCAUGGCAAGCCUCGUCGCGCU